AUGUUUAGAACAAGUCCAUUCUAUGCUAAUGUUAGAUAAGAGGUGUAUUCUGAAAUCAAUUAUCAAUUGUCUCUAGAAUUAAAUAGCAUAUAAUAAAAAUAAGAUCCUCUUAGCAGUAAUAGUAAAAAGAGCGCUUCUAAAUAAAAUUUUAAUAGUAUAUGUAGAAAUUAUGAUUUAUAAUUAAAAAUUAGUCUAUAGGAGAGUAAAUGAUUAAGAAUCAAUUAUAGAAGAUAAAAUUAUUAAGAAAUGUUCAAACUGUGAGAUUAAGAUAGUUUCAGAUGAUAUUUAUUGUUAAGACUGUAAUAAAUUGAUCUGUUAGAAGUGUACUAAUGAAUGUAGUGUAUGUGGAAAUGAUUGCUGCUUAAUUUGUAGUAAAUAAACAUAUUUAUAAAAUGGUGAUUUUGUAGUGUGUUUAUAAUGUAUUUAAUAAUAAUAAUGA
Messenger RNA from Paramecium sonneborni, 439 nucleotides. Lineage: Eukaryota; Ciliophora; Oligohymenophorea; Peniculida; Parameciidae. The record is from the annotation of a GenBank genome assembly.